UAAACUUACAUGUUUCUCUGUGACUGUGUUCCAGAAAGUAGCCGCAAGGACAUUGCCAGAGUCAUCAGCAAUCAACCACAGAAUCUAUCCAGGAGAACACACUAUGUUAUAGAAACUUAUAAAUCAGAGGCGUAAUUCAAAAUUCCAUUUCAGGGAUACAUGCUCAGUUGAUCUAAUUUUGAUUUAAGAGCCAACACAUAAAUUUAUUGACCCAAUUGCAGGGCUGCUAAGUUAGCACAAGAUCUCAGCCAUUCUCAAGGCUGCAGAAUAAGAGUAGCGAUCAAUCCCAACAUCAUGUGAUUGCGUCUCCCCAAAGAACUUUAUGGGACCUUCACUCAAGCCAUUCUAUAGCACAAGAUCUCAGCCAUUCUCAAGGCUGCAGAAUAAGAGUAGCGAUCAAUCCCAACAUCAUGUGAUUGCGUCUACCCAAAGAACUUUAUGGGACCUUCACUCAAGCCAUGCUGUGAAAAACCAGUCAAAACAGACUUCCAUGAGACAGAACCUUUCAGGUCUAUUUAUUCAAAACAACCUCAGCAGAUUAACCAUGACUUUUUCAUUAGACUUCAUAUACAUAGCUAUCAAAGAAUUUGAUAUUGUCGCAGAACUCUCUAGACUCUAGCCCUCACUUUAAUACCAAGCAACGAAAACAUUUAUCAUGGACCUAAAAUGACUCUUCAAAACAGGCAGUGAUGAACUGAUGAUACUAGUAUACGUAUAUAAAUCAGGUUCAAAACCAAUCUUUUGCAUAUUAAAGAAGAAUUUAAGAGCAAGCCUUUCCUUGUUAUACAGAAGUUAAGCCUUAACAUGUUAUUCCCUUCCAGUUACCAAAUCAUGCACAUAAAAAACACCAUAGAACACCUUCUCAGCACGUUCCAGCGAUCCACACUCAGAAUAUGAUGUAUGGAGAGCAUUAUAAAAACUCAGCCCAUGCUUGAUGACCAAAGUCACCAAAGAGUGCAAUUGCUAAUUUGCUCCCACAAAUAACCUCACCAUUGCAAGCAACCCCGUUGAGAAGUCUACCAAAAUGUACUCAUCAACCACCGUCUCAUGUCGCUGAACAAAUCCCAAGUGAGACCAAAAUACCAAUGUUUACACUCUACAGAACCAGCAAUCAUACUAUUCCAAAAAAACAAUAUUUCUCCGAGACAUUUCAUCGAACACUUGGUGUGCGAUCCCCAAAAGCCCAUAUUUUGCAUACCCAAUUAUGGUAUUAUUUGCAAUUCAUGUACUUUUCUACAAUAACCAACUUUAAUUCCAGCAUUUUCCAAAAUCAUCUGAUAAAUAUGAUCGUUUUUUUUUAUAACCUGCAUUUUAAAAUUUUGGAGGGGAUAAUAAAGAGGGAAGAAUUAGGGCCCAGAUAUUUAUAUACUAUUUGGGCCCCCAAAAUAAAAGAAAUUAUUGGGUUUAGCCUAAAGCAAGAUUUCCCAAAAUUUCUCUCCUCGUUUUCUGCAACUUCUGCUGGUGAAUGGUGUUGGCGAAGCAGAAUGGUGUUGGCGAAGACAAGCUUAUUAUUUAAGUUUCUGAUGCAUGGUAUCCUUGUGCUCUUAAGAUGAGGAAAAGUUGCUAUCUUUUAUGGUAUUCCCAAUAGAGACGACGUGGAUCCUGUAGCUCAGAGAAUUCAGCAUGUGUGAAAUCUAAGGGAUAUUGUGCCUGAAAUAUGGAUGCGUGAAUUCGUGAGAAUUAGAAAAUUUCAAACUUAAAUCCUCAUUCAAAGUUACCAUUGUAACUUUGUAUUAGUAAUAGAUGGAGGUGAAAACAGAAAGAAGUAGGCCGAUUGCAGCCUUUAUGGCCUUUGGCACCAAGGGUGAUGUCUACCCUAUUGCCGCAGUAGCUGCAGUUUUUGCCUGUGAUCAGAGAAAGUAUGAAGUUAUUUUCAUCAGUCACUCUGCCGAUCAGGACUUAGCUGCAAAUUUGGCUGUAAGUAAUAUAAGAUAUAUUCCAAUUUCUUCUCCACCGGUUCUUCCUCCUCCAAUAAGUUGUGAGAAUGAUAAGUCUCUCGCUCUGUCAUUCUAUAGUGAGAAAAACACGGUUACAAGGGAACAUAGGCGGGAGUGUCUUACAGUCAUGGAAAAGAUCUAUGGAGAUGGCCCGAGCAUGAAGGGUGAUUUUGUUUUGAUCAAUUUUUUCGCUUUAGAAGGAUGGAGUCUUGCUGAACUGUUUCAUGUUCGGUGUGUUGUUGCAGCUCCUUAUGUCGUAAAUUACACUGCUCCCACUUCGUUUCAGAGGCAGUUCAGGCGAGAACUUCCACUUCUUUACCAGUACCUGAUAGAGGCACCUGAUAAUAAGCUUGGCUGGAAGGAUGUAAUUCAUUGGAUGUGGCCACUAUUUACUGAAGAUUGGGGAUCAUGGAGGAGCGAUGAACUGAAUCUUAGCCCUUUGCCUUUUACAGACCCGGUGACGGGUCUUCCUAUGUGGCAUGAAAGGCUGUCAUCUCCCUUACUGUUGUAUGGAUUCAGCAGAGAGGUUGUUGAGUGUCCUGAUUAUUGGCCUUCAAAUUCUCGCGUUUCUGGGUUUUGGUUUCUCCCUUCCAAGUGGCAGUUUUCAUGCAGCAGCUGCAGCGAUAUGAUUGAUUCAGGAGGGGAACUCUGUUCGACUCAUACAGGGCUACAAAGCUUUCUUGAUGCUAAUUUAUCAAUGCCUCUUGUUUUCAUAGGUUUGAGCUCAGUUGGUAAUUUGGGUUUCUUGAGGAAUCCUAGAGCAUUGCUUUGCAUCUUACAAGCUGCUGUAGAGAUCACCAAGUGUAGAUUCAUCCUUCUGACAGCUAAAUAUGAACCACUGGAUGUGGCUGUUCAAAAUUUUGCUGUUGAAGUUGAUUCAUUAAUACUAAGUCAAAGUAUCAGUCUAAACUAUGGGAUUUCUUUGUGCAAUGACCAUUUAUUUUGCUUUUCGGGUUCUGUUCCCUACAGUUGGCUCUUCCAAAAAUGUGCAAUUGCAAUCCAUCACGGAGGAAGUGGAUCCACUGCAGCUGCACUGAGAGCUGGAAUACCUCAAGUUGUAUGCCCCUUUAUGCUAGAUCAAUUUUACUGGGCCGAAAGGAUGUGCUGGCUUGGAGUAGCUCCUGAACCCUUAGGAAGAAAUAAAUUGCUUCCCGAAAAUUGUGAUGACAUGAACAUCAGGGAAGGUGCUUAUGCUUUGAAGAAUGCUAUAAAUCAUGCUAUGAGUCCUGAUAUAAAAGCACGAGCUCUAGAGAUUUCAGAGAAAAUUUCUCAGGAGAAUGGAGUCUCAGAGGCUGUCAGAAUUCUCACAGAAGAAAUAGCUAAUGGCAAUACUGAAGCUGCCGCCACUUUAAGUAUAAUAUACAGAUAGAUAGAUAGAUAGAUACAAAAGACGAGACUCACGUUGACAAAGCAGUCAUGGAAGAGCAAGCGAAG
Chenopodium quinoa (quinoa) is the source of this 3371-nucleotide messenger RNA. Its product is annotated as sterol 3-beta-glucosyltransferase UGT80B1-like. The record is from RefSeq and is a predicted model, not a curated record. The coding region runs from base 1744 to 3306 and encodes 520 amino acids. NCBI's taxonomy places the organism in Eukaryota, Viridiplantae, Streptophyta, Magnoliopsida, Caryophyllales, Amaranthaceae. The transcript is spliced from 3 exons. Gene Ontology annotation, molecular function: UDP-glycosyltransferase activity.